CUCCAAGAAGAAGUAGUGCUGCCUUCAGGAAGCGCAUAUGAUAACAACGUGGGUUUCAUUGAAACUGUCGGUGUAAAUGACAGUAUCCCCAAUCCUGCAGCGUAACGGUAUUUAAGAAUGACAUACACGGAGGACAAGCGGCAGUCAUCGCUCUAUUUAGCGGUUAGUUGCCAAAGUGAGGAGCCUCGUCUGCCGCUGCACACUUCAAUCGCCCUGUUUCUUCUGUCUUACUGCGAGUGCAAGUCUUUCAAAGUGUUUCUGGUCUUCACCAAACCUGGCUGCUCCCAGUCACUGAAGUGUCAGCUGCCAGAGUCUGUAGACGUGUCUGACACUCAACUGGAAGAUCUGCCCCAGUUGGUGAAGGGCUGCCGUCUGCCUGCUGUUCUGGAUGAGACAGGACGGCUCUGCAGAGCCGGACUGGCAGUGGUCCUGAGACACAUCAUCAACAAAACCUUAGAGACUGACCCUUCCAGAAAUGAUGUGCUGGCAUUGCUGGGCUUCAAGAAGACCUGUUUGAAGGCCUGUGCUGAGGUGAGCAAGUGGACCAGACUGUGUGAAACUGGCAUCCCCUCUGCUGUUGAAGAAUAUCUUCAAAAUCCUACAACUCAAUACGGGCAUCUUCCUCUUUCCAUCCUCUCCUUAGAGCAAAGGCUAGCGGAGCCUGUCAAAGUCCACAAUGAUGACAAAAUACGGCGACAGAAACUCCAAGAGCAGAGACGGAAUAAAAAGAAGGAGUCCCCUGAAGGCAGAGAGGACGUGGACAAUGUGUCCAACCCUGGACAGUCACCUCAGGUCUGUGAUGGACUCGAGCUUCGGGCUGCUUUAGCCAAGCUGUCUGUGGAUUCAGUUCCAGCUGUGACCACUAGAGAGAACUCUGAGAUCAGGAAAGUGAAGACCACAGAUCUGCCUCCACUGGAGCAUGUGUUUGCUGAAGGGCUGUACUUCACUCUGACUGAUGUGGUGCUGCUGCCGUGCAUCCAGCAGUACCUGUGUUCCCUCCAAGCCCGUGCUGCGAGCCUUCUGCAACAGCUCCCCCACCUGCUGUGUUGGUACAGCCGUGUCCAGGAGGUACCAGGCGUUCUUCGGGCAGCCAAGGCUUGUGGAAUGGCUCUUUCCAUCCCCCAAGUUCCCACGGUCAGUCUCCCGGGCCCGCCAGCAGAGAGCAACCCUACUAACCUACUGGAGCAAGAAGACAACCACGACACGACCACUCAGCAGCCUUUUGUUGGUGGCCCAAGGCCCACAAUGACGAAACUAAAAGAAAAAGGCAUUGAGGCAGUCUUCACUCCGCAUCCUUGCCCUGCGUGGACCCUCCCAUGGGACAGCUUACCAGGAGCGAUCAACCCCACUGAAAGUAAAAUGUCAAAUAUCCGUGCUGUCAGGAAGAGGCAACAGCUGAAUAACUUGGUCGCCAUGGUUACAGAGCUAGCCAGACCAGGACACACCAUCGUGGAUUUCUGCAGUGGAACGGGCCAUGUGGGGAUCGUUCUGGCUCACACUCUUCCACACUGUCAGGUCAUCCUCAUAGAGAACAAAGAAGAGUCCCUGGUCAGGGCCCAGUGUCGCAGUGCAGAUCUCGGUCUCAAAAACAUCGGCUUCAUUCAGGCCAAUCUGGAUUACUUCACCGGACCUUUUCAGAUUGGGGUUGCCCUCCAUGCGUGUGGUGUUGCAACAGACAUGGUGAUGGAACAUUGCAUCCAGGCAGGAGCUGCCUUUGUCAUCAGUCCCUGUUGCUAUGGCUUCAUCCAGAAUGCAGUCAAGUUUACUUUCCCCAAGAGCAAAAGGUUCAAAGAAACUCUGACUUCUAAGGAACACAUGAUCCUCUGCCGUUUCGCUGACCAAACUGCUGUCCAGCUCCCUCCUGAUCGUCGGCUCAUCGGUAAACAGUGUAUGGGCCUUGUGGACUUGGACCGGUCGUGGGCAGCAGAGGCUCGUGGGUACUUGGUGCAGGUGAUGACUAUGGAGCCUGAAAGUUGUUCGCCAAAGAACAACAUGCUUGUGGGGAAGCCACCACAAAACAGCCGACUGGAAGUCAUUUCAAACCUCAAGGAAGCACCGGUACUUACAGAAGCGCAGAGCUGCACCCAUAUAAGAGGGGAAUUAUCAUCUGCAUUUUCUUUGACUGAGAGAGGAGGAAACAGAGAGAUGCAAAUUCUAUCACAGCAGGUGAAACUGGCCAUCUGUUCUCUCGGAGACAUCCUCUGCUGUCACCUUUGACAACGUGUUGCCACAGCUUGAGGAAUCUGAGGAGGAUGCGGGAUUGCCAAGUUUUCCCCGUGCACAUUGUGAGACGGGGAUACACAAUAGAAAGAGGCGCAGCCUUCUCCAGGAGACAAGCUCAUCUGAAUUCAGUAAGCAUAGUCUAUCUAUCCUGAGGUGAAUAGCCAUAAACAAAGCUUCUUCCAAGGUCUGGAAUUGUUUCAAAAGAAGAGAGACAUGUAUGACUCCCUGUUCUUGCUGGUGGCUCUGCACAAGUGAAUACCUUUUAAGUGCAAAUGGGCAUAAAGGAGGAGAGCGAGCGCUUGUUGCACUCCUUAAAGCUUAAAUUAGAGAGGAUAAUAUUCAGAUGUGAGGUACAUGGAUUUAUUCCAAACACCCACAGCUGCAACGUGACUUGACAAGUGACUAUGUUUAGACAGCAUGGAGGGGACAAUGGGACACAUUUUUACGAUUUUUAGUGAGCAGUUAGCAGAGAGUCAGUGACAGCACAGUCUUUUGUUGUGUGACUUACUGAUAUGCGUCAAAAGAUGCAAGGAAACAACAACAAUCUGAGCUGAACUUGAAACCAGUCCUUUAACAAAGCAUUGAUCAAAGUAGAAGAAUAAUAACUUAGCAGUUUGUCUUUCAUGCACAUGAUUGGAUGAUCAUGGCCAAACUCACUGAAAAUUUCCCCCUGAACUCAAAUACUGCAGAAAACUUCAACCCAGAAAAAAGAGCUUUGGUUGUUUUACUGACUUUAGUAAUUACUUGUGAUUAAAAUUCUGCUUGUCUUGA
This is a messenger RNA of Solea senegalensis (Senegalese sole), 2994 nucleotides long. RefSeq names its product glutathione S-transferase, C-terminal domain containing (gene gstcd). The record is from RefSeq and is a predicted model, not a curated record. The transcript has 14 exons. NCBI's taxonomy places the organism in Eukaryota, Metazoa, Chordata, Actinopteri, Pleuronectiformes, Soleidae. Bases 118 to 2217 code for a protein of 699 amino acids.